Argiope bruennichi is the source of this 3458-nucleotide messenger RNA. Its product is annotated as zinc finger C4H2 domain-containing protein-like. Bases 183 to 869 code for a protein of 228 amino acids. The transcript is spliced from 7 exons. Gene Ontology annotation, cellular component: nucleus. The record is from RefSeq and is a predicted model, not a curated record. NCBI's taxonomy places the organism in Eukaryota, Metazoa, Arthropoda, Arachnida, Araneae, Araneidae. Gene Ontology annotation, biological process: positive regulation of neuron differentiation.
CCACUAAUCGGAUCGGUUCCUGAACUUGUAUUCAUUAUGCGGUACUGAAACAGCAGGACGGUUCGCAUUGAACGACAUUAGGUGUAUCGCAAAUGUAAAAUGUCUCUUGUGUUUAUGUUUAUACUUUUGUGUAGUUGAUUACGUUUAUAUUAGAUCUGUAAAUAGUUGCUGCUCGAAUUAAAAUGAAAAUGGAAGAGGAUGCAACUGUAAUGAGUAAACUGGAGUGCUUAAAAGAAAUCAGAAGUCGUACAAUUCAUUUGGAAAAAGUGAAAUCUCGUCUCAGGCAAGAAAUUGAGGCAACUGAAGGAGAAGAGAAAUGUCUGAUUGAGUAUAGACAUGAGAUGGAAUUACUCCUGCAAGAGAAGAUGGCCCAUGUUGAAGAACUGCGACAGAUUCAUGCUGAUAUUAAUAUUAUGGAGAAUGUUAUAAAGCAGUCUGAGGAGGAUAGAAACAAGCAUUUGGAAAAUGCAAAAACAUUGCACCAUGAUUACAAGCCUUUAAAGGAACUUGUUGAUACUCUGAGGCAUGAAAUAGGACUCAGCAAAUUGCCAGAACUUCAUGAAGAAGAUGAAAACUUUAAGCCAGAAUUUUUUGAGAAACAGAAAACAGAAUGGCAGAAUGAGAUUCCAGAGCAGGCUCUACCUUCUUCUUUGUCAGCUGGUGCUUCAAGCCAGCAGAUGCAGGCUGGAAGAAGCAAACCUCUGCAAGAUCGCCCUCAACCAGCAGCUUUCCGGCAGCAGCCACCUCCCAUGAAGAGUUGCUUGUCAUGUCAUCAACAAAUUCAUCGUAAUGCUCCCAUUUGUCCACUUUGCAAAGCUAAAAGUCGAUCAAGGAAUCCCAAGAAACCAAAGAGAAAACUGGAUGAUUAAGAUUGAUUGACCAAGGUGGAGUGCACUCCAGACUUGUACCCAGCGGCAGCUCAUCCAUUUUGACUGCAAAACUACAGACCCCCUGAACUUAUUUUUUAAAAUUAACAUUUCUUUAAAAAAAAAACUGGAUUUUCUUAUUUUUCCAUAUUUAAACUUUGAUUUUGUUUGCUUAAUCUGAGAGUCCAAUGAUAAAAAAAAGUAAAAAAAGCAAAUGAAAAUGGACCUGUAGACAAGAGAAAUGUUGUGGUGAUUGUUUAUGUAGCCCAUAAAAGUCAACUGGUAACUGAUUGAUUGCAAUGAAGAAAGCAACCCUUUUUUCCCUUUGAAUUAAGAAUUGGUGGAUCUGCAAUCAGAAUUAGACAUGGCUUGGAGCGCUGAUAAUUUCUUUUUUCACUCUCACCCAAAAUUUCUCUUCGUUCUGUCUCUCUCUCUCUUCUUCCACCUCCCUUGUUGGAUAUUUAUGAAUUUUAGUUUCGAUUUUUGUUGCAUUGACAGAGACUCAUCUGCUUUAUUGAAUAUUCAUUCUAUUUUGUAAGAAAUUGCAUUUUUGAAAAAAAAAAAAAAAAUAGUGGGCUGUUUUUUGAAAUAUUAUUCAAGUGAAAAUUUUUGUGAAGGAUCAGUUAUAAUAGUUGCAUGUAAAAAAAAAGAAUGUUAUAUAUCUGAAUAAUAUUUAACAUUCACCAUCUUAUCUGUUAUAAUAUUCAGUUUUGGAUGAGCAUUAUCAAACUGACUAGGCACAGAUGGAAAUAUGUUUGCAGAGAGGGAAUCAUUGACUCUUUUAUCUGUUGAAUUAUUUCAAAUUUAGUAAUUACUUAUUGAUAAAGUUGCUAGAAAUUUGUAUCAGAUUGGUUGUUUUUCUUUCUUAAUUGCAGUCUCUUGGUAAAUAUUUUUGUGCAGUACUUCUAAUUGAUAAGCUGACAAGCCAUUACUUCUGGCACUUUUUAAAAAAAUUUAUUUGCUUCUGAAUUUUAUUGAACAUUUAAUGGUGUAAAGUUCUUUUAGUUUGAGUCUUAAGUUUUAGAAUGUAAAACAUUUCCCAUGCUUUACUUCCCCCCCCCCUCCUCUUCUGCAUGUGUGGUACUGAAAUCUCGUUUUGGUGUACUCCUCUAUAAAUACUGUUGAUUUUCUAUGUGCCAAAAAUGUUUGUUUUUUCCACUGUUCUCUUCUGGAAGUUGAAGUAUAUGUAUUACAUUUCACUUAAAUGUUAUCAUUUUACUGCUAUGUCAUAUGUGAAUCUCAAACCGCAUAUUUUUAUUUGUUUUUUAAUCUGAGUAAAUGUAUAUAAAUUGUCUUAUUCAUGACAUAUUUGAAAAAGAUUUUUUUAUAUACUUUUGUAUUAUUAUUUCAUAUCGUACAUUAAUUUCAACAUCAUAUUAUAAUGUCUAUUAUCAGCUAAAUGUUUUUUUAAGUAAGGAAUAAAUUCUUAGAUUUCAAUAAUUGACUCCAUAUUGUAAUUAAUUAUCUUAUUCUCCAUUUUAUUAUAAUAUAUUUACAAACUAGUCAAUAAAUCAUUGAGAUUACAGACAUAUCUAUCAUUGUUGAAAUAAUGAUGAGAUAAGGCCAAUUUUUUUAUUGUUCUUUCUUUUUAAUGAUAAAAAUUAUAUCUGAAUGUUCUAUUAAGUCAGUAAAUGAGUAUGCAGUCACCUCUAUUUUGAAAAGAAAAAGUAACAGACUUGUGUUUUAGACUAUUGGUUACUAAUUGGCUUAAAAUGUUGCUUAGAUUUAAUUGAUCUAUAUAAUGAUCAUUUGAAUUUUGAUAUAGAUAAAAAAAAUGUAAACACUUUUUCCAAUUAAAUUCCAUAAAUCUAUUAGAUUUUUAUAUUUAGUAAUUAGUUUCUCUACAGAUUUAAAUAAUUUUCUGAAAAAAUAUUCAGAUUUUAUCUACAGUCUUUUCUGUCUGUUUUUAACUGUCAAAUUUUCAUGACUUUAAGGCAUAUAAAAUUAUUUCAUGUGACAAAAUUUGAUUAAUAUUUUCUAAUUAAACUAAUUAUUUCAUAUUUACUAAUUAUUUGUAAUCAUCAGUGCAUUUUAGAUGGCUAUUGAAAUUUGAAUCUCAUCUAUGAAUUAUGCAUUCAUGGUUGCAUAGACAGGGUUCUUUUUUGUCCAUAAGAUAUUAAUUAAUUUUGUGUAAUCAGAAUAAUUUGUCAUUAGCAGAGAAAUUUACAUUAAAAGUAAGUAAUAAAAUUAUCACUGACAUUAUAUGCUUUUUAAACAUUUAAAAAUCAUGUAAGUUGUCCAUUAAAACUAGUCAAGAUUAUUUUGCUGAUGUAAAAGUAUCACAAAUUUAAAAUAUAUUUGGAGUAAAUUUGACCAAUGAAUAUCAUUCAAACAGUAGUUAAGGAUUAAUUACAACUGAUAUUAUGUUUUCUUUUUACUGUGGAUACCUUACUCUUUUUGUGAUUUUUUUAAAACCAAAUAUAAAGGGACAUUGAUGUUUAAUGUUUGAUUUUCAGAUGUGAAUAGUGAAUAAUAUUGUGUAUUAGUGCACUUAUGAAUAUCUAUUUCCUCUUCAUGUGUUUAUGUAAUCAAGAUAUAGAUAUAGAAAUUUUUGUGAUGCCUGUCAUUUUCUUGAAUUAUUCAGAAUAAAAA